AUGUUGAAGCCGGACCAGUCAAUUGGUCCUCAUUUCAACAAGCAAAGCAAUGUCACUAAAGAGAACUAUCUCAUUCGACUGACUACAUCUAUCGAAGCUGUUCGAUACUUGCUACAUCAAGGGUUAGCUUUCCGUGGUCACGAUGAAUCACAAGAGUCUACAAAUAAGGGAAAUUUUCGAGAGUUGAUACAACUUCUGGCAGAAGAAAAUGACAAGGUCAAGAAGGCUGUUCAAAGUGCUCCUAGUAACUGUAAGAUGGUGGCUCCAGAAAUUCAAAAGGAUAUUGCUAAUUGUUUUGCUGAGAUCAUAGUGAAAUCUAUAAUUGAAGAAAUUGGUGGUGAUGUGUUCUGUCUACUAGUAGAUGAAUCAGCUGAUGUUUCAUGCAAGGAACAAAUGGCAGUGGUUGUGCGGUAUGUUGACAAGCUUGGGGUCAUAAAGGAGAGACUGAUUGGAAUUGUUCAUGUGAAAGAGACGUCAGCUUCAUGUCUAAAAUCAAACAUUGAUAAUCUGUUUGCUAAGUAUGGAUUGAGCUUAAAACAAGUGAGAGGACAAGGUUAUGAUGGAGCUAGCAACAUGAGAGGUGAGUUCAAUGGUUUAAGAGCUUUAAUCUUGAGAGAGAAUAGCCCAGCGUACUACAUCCAUUGCUUUGCUCAUCAGCUACAAUUAAUCCUUGUUGCAGUAGCUAAAAAGAAUGAUGAUGCCAAUGAUUUCUUUGACAUGACAUCCCUAUUAAUUUCUGUGGUGGGAGCUUCUUGCAAACGAAAGGAUAUGAUUCGAGAAAAGCAGCAGGAGAGAAUUAGAAAAGCUGUAGGUAAUGGACAAAUGAGUAGUGGAACUGGAUUAAAUCAAGAACAGUCCCUUCAAAGAGCCGGAGAUACACGAUGGGGUUCUCAUUAUAAAACCCUUAAGAGUCUAUGCAAUUUGUUCCCUGAAGUUAUUGAUGUGCUGCAAUAUGUUGAAAAAGAAGGUCCAAAUGAUGCGAAGAGACGUCAAGCUCGUGGUCUCAUAGACUAUCUCAAGGAUUUUGACUUUGUCUUCCACUUGCAUUUGAUGUUGCUUAUUUUAGGACAUGCAAAUGCUUUAUCAUUGUCAUUGCAAAGGAAAGAUAAAGAUAUCUUAGAGGCUAUGGUAGAAGUGAAAUUAACCAAGCAGAAAUUUCAACAAAUUAGAGAUGAUGGUUGGGAAUCUUUAUUGGAGACAGUAUACUCUUUUUGUGAAGAACAUGGAAUACCUAAGUUGGAUAUGGACGAGGACUAUAUAGAUCGACAUAAGCCAAGGAAAAACACUAACCGCACAAAUUAUCAACACUAUAGAUAUGAUUGUCUGAACCCAGUUAUUGACUUGCAACUUGCAGAGUUCAAUGAUCAUUUUGAUGAGGUGAACUCUAAACUUCUUACCCAGUUCGCUUCUUUUAAUCCCAAGAAUUCUUUUGAAGCUUACAAAUUUGAGAGUUUGAUGGAGUUGGCUCAAGUCAUACCCAGAAGAUUUUGA
Panicum virgatum (switchgrass) is the source of this 1491-nucleotide messenger RNA. Its product is annotated as zinc finger MYM-type protein 1-like. Bases 1 to 1491 code for a protein of 496 amino acids. NCBI's taxonomy places the organism in Eukaryota, Viridiplantae, Streptophyta, Magnoliopsida, Poales, Poaceae. The record is from RefSeq and is a predicted model, not a curated record. The transcript has 2 exons.